Messenger RNA from Ochotona curzoniae (black-lipped pika), 2729 nucleotides. RefSeq names its product bromodomain-containing protein 8-like. Gene Ontology annotation, cellular component: NuA4 histone acetyltransferase complex. Gene Ontology annotation, molecular function: protein binding. Lineage: Eukaryota; Metazoa; Chordata; Mammalia; Lagomorpha; Ochotonidae. The transcript has 7 exons. Bases 1643 to 2461 code for a protein of 272 amino acids. The record is from RefSeq and is a predicted model, not a curated record.
AUGGCAUUUUUAAAAAGGCUUGAAAAUGCUACAUUAACUUUUUUCAUGAACAUUUGUCCUUUCAGACUAUUUUACAAAUUGUAUUUCUAAGAUAAGAUUUUAUAAUUUUUUUGCUUUCUGUGGAUAGGGCUCUUGUGUAUAGAGUUAAUACUGCUUUUGAGGGCUAACAUCAGUUUUAAGAAUUGGCAGGAAUAGUUCUAUUUCAACUUCUGUUACUAAGUAAAAAAUUUUAACUAUUAGUGAAAUGAACUAGUUAAUGAGUUAAAGAGGUCAUCAUUAAUAGGCUGUUGUCUAGAGCUUUAUGCCUUGUUAAGCAAUAAGAGUUUAAGAGGAACCUGGUAAAGUCAUUUGUUAGCGAUCUCUGAAAGUAGGAAAUGAUAACCCUGUGAGUCAGUCCAACACAGAAUGAAAUAUUUACAGUAUUUCGCUCCCAAAGCAGUACACAAGCAAAUUGGUAAAUACACUGAAGCAUUGCAAGUUGUAGGUUUGUGGGGAAAGUCCCCUGGAAGGACAUAGGUGCUAAGACAAACGGAUGUUCUUUAGCAGGAUGAGUUGAUAGUGUAGAACAUCUGUAAGGAGACAGAUGUUACCAGGGAUCAUACUAAGAAUAGGUAUGUUGUACCAUCAAAAGGACUUAAUAGAACUAGCUAGGGAGGAUUUAGACUAAAAUGUUUGAGAUAAUAGGUGUUUUAAGCCUUGAGACACAUUUUGGGAAGUAGGUUGGGUUAAAGUAAGGGAAACUAAUCAGGAGACUGAUAUUUUCUCAGAAACAGGAUAGGGACUAAACUAGUGAAAAGAAGGCUUAUUAUAGUAAUAAGAAAUUGUGAGUUCUGUAGGCUAGGAAAGUGGUGAUGGUUGGACCAAAGAAGUUGGGAAGAGCAGAUAAUGCUGAGUUGAAGGAGAUGGUAGGAUUUCUAAAAGGGAAUUAGCUUUUGAAUGCAUGUAAGAAUGAGAAUGCAUGAAAAGAUUUGGGAGGACAAAGUUGAAACCUCAGAUAAUUAAAAAUAUAUAUAUUUAAGGAAACAACCAAAACAGUCAUAUUCACAGAGGUCACAGUUUAAACUUUUAAAAUGCAGUUUGUUUUUUUUUUAAGGAUGUGUUAAGAUUAGGCAAGAAAACAAGACAGUUUAUUGAAAAAAAGGAAAAGUUGUAAAAAAAUAGUUAGGAAAGCAAGAUUUUUAAACAACGUUUUUGCUCUCAUUCUGAGAAGUGACAAUUGCAUCUGACCAUAGGGAUACCAAAAGUAAUGUCGAAAGUAUUUUGAAAUGAACGAUCAAUAGCUCAAAACAAAAAUCUGUUGUGCCUCAAAUUUAUUAUCUUGCAUUUGAGUUUAUGUAUGAUUUAAGGGUUGAUAAGCUAGCUAUACCCCAACUCUUUCCCUUUUGGAGCAUGAGUUAAAUCAGGUAAAACUAAUUCCUGGGUAAUUUCUUUGUUGUACUAAAUUGUACACUGUAAUACCUGCAUUCUAUUGAAAUGGAACUUUUUUCUUUUGUUCCUAAAGGUAAACCAUAUCAUCUCCCAGCAUUUCCUUCAGCUAAUUUUUAUACUUUCUGAUAAUGAAAGAAAUGACUAGACUUUACUGAACUUAGGUGAAGAUCCCUGUAAAUAUUGAUUUGAAUAAUGCUUCCCCCUCCCCCCCCCCAUGUAUUUACAGAUGAAACAUGAGUGGUUUUGGUUGGAAUCUGUACAAGAGUAUCAAAGUGACACUGAUUUGAGCAACUACUGCAGGUCCCUCAUCAGCACGUGGAACUCCAGUCUAGGUCUUGAUGUGGGCAACUGGAGGAAAACUGAGGAACUCGAAGAAAGCAGCCCAAGGAGAGAACCUAGUGAGCUGCUUGUGGGGGAUGAAGGCAGUGAGGAGUAUCAGGACGAGGCAGAGCAAGUCAACCGCCAGAACCUCCUCCAUUUUCUCUCUGAGGGAGAGGAGUCACAAGAAUCCAAAGAGGAGGACCAGGGUGAAGGGUACGGGUCAGAGAUGGAAGAGUCCCCUUUAGGUGAGUGUGAAGAUGGCUGCAGCCUUCAAGGGAGUCCUCUGGUGGAUAUUCUUCUCAGCCACACAGCCUCCUCAAAUCUGACUGAUCUAAACCAGGAUGAAGCUCUUCAGGAUCAUUUGCUGUUUAAGAAGACUGUUCUGCCAGUCUGGAAAAUGAUUGCUAGUCACAGAUUCAGCAGUCCAUUUCUGAAGCCUGUAUCAGAAAGGCAGGCCCCAGGGUACAAGGAUGUGGUGAAAAGACCCAUGGACUUAACUAGUGUGAAAAGAAAUCUGUCUAAGGGACGAAUUCGCACCUUGGCUCAGUUCCAGCGGGACCUGAUGCUGAUGUUCCAGAACGCUGUGAUGUACAAUGACUCUGAUCAUCACGUGUAUCACAUGGCUGUGGAAAUGCAGCGCGAAGUACUGGAACAGAUUCAGGUGCUGAAUAUUUGGUUAGACCAAAGGAGAGACUUGAGCAGUCUGGAAUGAAAACCUACCAAUCCAGUGGAUGAUGGAAACCUGUUUAGUUGACUUGGAGCUGCUACUCUGCCCUGUUCUCCAGUUUAAACCUCUCGAAACUCUGACCCUGAGAAAACGCCAGUACUUUGUUUUACCACUUUUAUGUUACUCUUUCUAGUCAAAGUAAUACAUUGAUUCACAACCAGGGAGCAGUGGUACCUGUGGAUAGACUAUUAAAAUAAAGGGAGAAGAGCUGGGAUUUGGAUUGAUGUCAUGCAUGUUACCCAUUUCUUUGUCC